Argiope bruennichi is the source of this 2943-nucleotide messenger RNA. RefSeq lists its product as uncharacterized. The record is from RefSeq and is a predicted model, not a curated record. The transcript is spliced from 5 exons. NCBI's taxonomy places the organism in Eukaryota, Metazoa, Arthropoda, Arachnida, Araneae, Araneidae. The coding region runs from base 1 to 2943 and encodes 980 amino acids.
AUGCCACCGAAAAAAUCUAACCUCAACAACGAGCGGAGCAGAGAGGCACGACGCAAACGUGUUGAAAGAGCUCAUAAGUCGGCAGAACAAAUCACAACUAGAAAUGCAGCUCAAAGAAUCAGGACAGCAGAGGGUUGUGCACAAGAAUCUCAAGAACAGCAUGAAGAACGUCUGCGACAGACUAUUACGAGAACAAGAGCGGCACGAGAACGAAACAUAGCUGCAGCACGAGUACAACAGCGACAGAGGCAGCAGACCAGCCGCUCAUUAAUACGUGCAUCAUUUGUUCGUCUUGCUUUCGAAUAUGCACCAGAUAUUAACUACUCUGCGCAUCCAAAAAUUGGUAUCGGUGCAAUGGAUAAAGUAUGUCAAUAUUGUCAGGCAUUGAAAUUUCGGAAUGAAACACCCGGCAUGUGCUGCGCAUCAGGAAAAGUUGUGCUGUCACCUCUACCCACUCCGCCGGAACCUUUAUUAUCCCUUCUUGCUGGCGAGUCAGACGAUUCAAAAUUAUUUUUGCGUAAGAUACGCAAAUUUAAUUCUUGCUUCCAAAUGACGUCAUUUGGGGCAACUAAAAUUUGCGAUAUCGCAUCCAAUGGGCGUAAUUUUGAAACUACAUUCAAAGUACAAGGCCAGGUGUACCAUAAAAUCGGAUCAUUGUUGCCAAUGCCUGAUGAUGAUCCAAAAUUUCUUCAAAUUUAUUUUAUGGGCAAUUGUGAAGAGCGCGUGACAACUCGGUGCCAGUAUAAUUUCAUUGACCAAGCACAGGAAAGAAAGAUUGUGUUAUUGCUGGAAAAUUUUUUAGACGAUCAGAAUCAACUAAUUCGAUUGUUUAAAAGAGUUUCGCCACGAUUGCAAAAUGACAACUAUCAAAUCGUCAUAAAAGCAGACAAAGUACCAUUAGGUGAACAUGCUGGCAGAUUCAACGCUCCAACUGUUGAUGAGGUUGCCGUUAUUAUGGUUGGCGAUCCAGUUGACAGAAGAGCUAUAAAAAUUACACGGCGAGACAACACUGUCAGUACCAUUUCGGAUCUACACCGUUCAUAUGACGCACUGCAAUAUCCAUUAAUAUUUUGGCAAGGACAGGAUGAAUAUCACCUUAACAUCAAACAGUGUAAUCCAAAUACCGGUGCUGAAGGAGAUAAAAAAACUAGUUCAAUGAACUACUACGCACACAGAUUGAUGGUUAGACUAAAUCAGAACAACUAUAUCCUUCGAUAUCGUCAGCUAUUCCAUCAAUACAUUGUUGAUAUGUAUGCUAAGGUUGAAAGCGAACGAUUGCGGUUCAUUCGAUACAACCAGGCUAAAUUACGAUCGGAAGAAUACAUUCACUUACGAGAUGCUGUUGUUGGAAAUAUCGAUGGAAAUUUAAACCCCAAUGACAUCGGUAAUGCUUUCAUUUUACCUUCAAGCUACAUCGGCAGUCCACGGAACAUGCAGGAAUACAUACAAGAUGCAAUGACUUACGUACGUCAUUACGGCCGACCAGAUUUGUUCAUUACAUUCACAUUUUUUGGUAUCACACGUUGUUGGCUGUAUUCGAUUGAGUGGCAAAAGCGAGGUUUGCCUCAUGCCCACAUUUUAAUUUGGCUUCAAGAUAAAAUCCGUUCUGAAGAAAUUGAUCAAAUAAUUUCAGCCGAAAUUCCAGGCCCAUCAAUUGAUCAAAAAUUGUUCGAUAUUGUUACCAAACACAUGAUCUACGGGCCGUGCGGUGCUUUGAACAUGACGUCACCAUGCAUGGAAAAUGGAAAAUGCAAGAAAAAUUUCCCAAAGCCGUAUACGAAUGACACUAUCACGGAUAUUGAUGGUUAUCCAAUGUAUCGCCGCAGAAAUACUGAUAAUGGUGGCCACACAUUCACAAUGCGACUGCCGAAUUUUACAAAUCAAGUAGAAUUUGACAAUCAGUGGGUGGUACCAUACUCACCAUUACUUUCAAAAACUUAUGAGGCUCAUAUCAAUGUCGAGCUUUGCAGUUCUACAUUGAUAUAUAGUGAUGUUCCACGUUAUUUCACAUGGAACAAAUCCGGUAAAAAAUGGGAGCCACGAAAACAAGGAAAACCACAUCCUUCCAUUACAGGCAUAUUCAAAGCUAAGACAUUGGGGCGGCUUUACACGGUACAUCCGAAGCAACGUGAGUGCUUCUAUUUACGUUUGUUAUUGGUGAAUGUUCCCGGACCAACGUCUUUUGAAUUUUUGCGAACAUUUAAUGGCCGAGUAUUCAAUACAUACCAAGAUGCAUGCCGUGAACUGCAUUUGCUAGAAGACGAUAACCAUUGGGACUUAACGCUUGCUGAUGCUGCGUUAACAUCAACGCCCAAUAACAUUCGUCAGCUGUUUGCAAUUGUUUUGACGACAUGUUAUCCAUCGCAGGCACAAUUUUUGUGGGAAAAAUAUAAAAAUUGUAUGACAGAAGACAUAUUGCACCGAAUUAGACAAACAGAUCAAUGCCAAAACAUUGAUUAUACGCCACAGAUGUAUAAUGAAGCGUUAGUGCUGAUCGAGGAUUUAUGUGUUUUAAUUUCAAAUUUACCACUUAAUCAUUAUGGUAUGCCAUCACCUGAUCGCCCAGCCACCGACUUAGUCAACACCGAUUUACAACGAGAAAAACAAUAUGACCAUGGUAUUUUAGCAACAAUUAUCGGGAACAGUGAGCCAUUAUUGACAGCAGAACAAAAAAUUAUUUAUGAUCGGAUUAUGCUGACUGUUGCUGAUGAGCAAGGCGGGUUUUUUUUUCUUGGACGCACCAGGGUGGAACCGACGCAGCAACAAGGUCAGGAGCAAGUUGAGGAGCCAUUGACAGCUUAUGCCGCCGUGCGCUUAAUGCCAAAUAGAGAUCCUGUGCAGGCGUCGUUGCUCAGUGACGGCCUUGACCGGCCUUCCUGGUUACAGUAUCACUUGUUUGGAAUGAUUCCACAUCCUAGAUACCACUUUCGGUGCCACUUGUAA